GGUUCACAUAAAAUAAAACUAUGCCCCCAACAUCCCAAAUUAAUUACAUCCAAUCACCGCUCACCGUUGCUCUCCUUCGCCAAUCGCCGCCGCCACCACCACCACCACCACUUUUCUCCUCCUCUCGUUUCUCCUCCGACAUACAAACCCUUCGCCCGCCCCCAUUCCCCCCCUACCACUACUGCUUCUUCCUCCAAUUCUCCUAAUUCUAUCGUCUGCGGUUUCCCUUCUGUCUGGAUUUCCGGCCGAUGAUAUGGCCGUGAAUCACCAGGACUCCUGCUCGAGGUCGAUCAACGAGACGGUGAAUGCCUCCCACAAAUUCACCAUCCGGGGUUACUCUCUGGCCAAGGGCAUGGGUCCUGGCAAGUACAUCUCCAGCGAUACCUUCUCCGUCGGCGGCUACGAUUGGGCCGUCUACUUUUACCCCGACGGCAAGAACGUCGAGGAUUCCUCCAUCUACGUUUCCGUUUUCAUCGCGCUCGCCAGCGAAGGCACCGACGUCAGGGCCUUGUUUGAGCUCACCUUGAUGGAUCAGAGCGGGAAAGGGAAGCACAAAGUGCACUCCCAUUUCGAUCGGGCCCUCGAGAGCGGGCCUUAUACUUUGAAAUACAAAGGAAGCAUGUGGGGUUACAAGAGAUUUUUCAAGCGAGCAAAUUUAGAAGCCUCUGACUAUAUUAAGGAUGAUUGCCUCUCAAUGCAUUGUACUGUAGGAGUUGUCAGAACUCGGGUUGAAGGGCCAAAACAAUAUAGCAUUUCUAUUCCCGCCUCGGACAUGGGCCUAAAUCUCAAGUACUUGCUAGAUUCUGAAGUUGGCAGUGAUAUAGUUUUCCAGGUUGGAGAAGAGACAUUUAAGGCUCACAAGUUAAUCCUUGCUGCUCGUUCUCCCGUGUUCAAAGCCCAGUUCUUUGGCCUCAUUGGAAAUCCUAAUACAGAUAAAGUAGAACUUGAGGAUAUUGAACCAUCAAUAUUUAAGGCUAUGCUUCAAUUUCUUUACACCGAUCAGCUUCCAAAUUUACAUGAAAUUAUUGGCUCAACCUCAACGUGCACUUCAACAAUCAUGAUGCAACAUUUAUUGGCUGCAGCUGACCGGUUUGGUUUAGAUAGACUGAAACAAUUAUGUGAGGCAAAAUUGUGUGAAGAAGUAACUGUCGAUACGGUGGCAACGACUCUUUCACUAGCUGAUCAACAUCGAUGCCUCCAGCUUAAGACCAUAUGUUUGAAAUUUGCAGCUACAAACUUGGGAGUUGUUAUGCAGUCUGAAGGGUUCAAGCACUUGGAAGAGAGCUGCCCCUCACUGUUGUCUGAGCUGUUGGAAACAGUUGCAUCAAUCGACGAAAAGGCAAGUCUAAUCUCUAGCAGGAAGAGGAGUAGCAGCAGCAUCUUUGGGGUAGACUUAGUACCCGAUGGUGCUGCAGCAGAACCAUUUAAUCCUAAUAUGAGGUGUUUGCGGAGGCGGAUGUAAUCUUGUAAUUGCAAUGAACGCUGGCUGGCUGGCUGGCUGGCUGGCUGGCUGGCUGGCUGGCCUUGUGAUGAGCUAUCUAUUUGAAAACUACUGCACUAAUGGUUUUGUCCAUAUAUUAUAUAUUAGUUUAAACUUAUGUAGAAACAUUUCUUGUGAUUUUAUGUUGUGUGAGGUUAGGCGUAUGGACUGUGAAUUGUUUUUGCAUCCAUGUUUUAGACACUCUUAAGUGGGGUUAGAUGAGAAGUAAUGGUUUUAGACAUUCUGUGUUCUACUAAUCAUGAAUGGCUUUUAUUAAA
This is a messenger RNA of Ipomoea nil (Japanese morning glory), 1758 nucleotides long. Its product is annotated as BTB/POZ and MATH domain-containing protein 3-like. Gene Ontology annotation, molecular function: protein binding. NCBI's taxonomy places the organism in Eukaryota, Viridiplantae, Streptophyta, Magnoliopsida, Solanales, Convolvulaceae. The transcript has 4 exons. The record is from RefSeq and is a predicted model, not a curated record. Gene Ontology annotation, biological process: protein ubiquitination. Bases 254 to 1462 code for a protein of 402 amino acids.